AUGAAAUCAAUUGCAACAUUAUUCAUUACCUUCGCAAUAGCCUCAUGUAUAUAUGCACCUGCUGAACGUCAAUUCAACUAAGAAGCCUUGACUGGAGCCUAUUCUUAUAAUAAGUUGUCUGAGCCAUAACAUAUUUCAAAUUGUGGAGAUGAUGCUACUUAGAUUGACUUAUUUAAUUUUGUUGGAUAUAUGCUCCAAAAGGCUGACAAAGCAAGUGCGUCUUAAUUAUUGGGAUUAAAGAAGGAAGUGGAUGAUUAUUUCAAUGUAUUUAGAAUUCAAUACUGAUUAUAGGGACUUCCAGAAGAAUACACAAAUUGCUUAUAUGCUGAGCCAGAAUUCUUGGAGAUUUGCACUAUUUAUGGAUUGAAAGAGACAGAUAGGAUGGAAUAGAUCACGGAUAAAAUUUAUCAAUAUGCGAUGGGACACUUCAUUGCCACAAAGAAAGAGAUUCAUUAGGGGAAUCUAUUGUGGAACACAGAGCACAAAUAUAAUGAUGCCGGCUAUCUAAUAGCAAGUUUUACCAAGAAGGCCUUAUUAACAGGAGUAGAAUAUGUUGAAUGA
Molecule: messenger RNA, 561 nt
Organism: Paramecium octaurelia
Lineage: Eukaryota; Ciliophora; Oligohymenophorea; Peniculida; Parameciidae
Source: the annotation of a GenBank genome assembly